This is a messenger RNA of Fusarium vanettenii 77-13-4, 1171 nucleotides long. RefSeq lists its product as uncharacterized. The record is from RefSeq and is a predicted model, not a curated record. The transcript is spliced from 3 exons. The coding region runs from base 254 to 814 and encodes 186 amino acids. Gene Ontology annotation, cellular component: plasma membrane. Lineage: Eukaryota; Fungi; Ascomycota; Sordariomycetes; Hypocreales; Nectriaceae. Gene Ontology annotation, biological process: small GTPase-mediated signal transduction. Gene Ontology annotation, molecular function: GTPase activity; GTP binding; GDP binding.
AUCCAUCCAAACUCCGAUCAUACAUCCCGUCGCCCAUCAACUCGCAUCCGUUUCGUUUUCGUCCGUACAGUAACUGUGACUGCGCCGGCUGUAGGUCUCGGCUCUGUACCGCCACCUGUUCCCUUUUUGGGCUUCUCCCCCAGCAUCUUUACCCGGCUCCAAACCAAGCGGCAGUUUCUCCAACUGCCCUUCUCUUGUUCCACUCACUCUCUCUCGCCCUGCGUGUGCGAUCGCGACAGGACGCUGUUCCACCAUGCCUUCUCCCAAGCAAAGAAAGGUCGCCAUUGUCGGCAGCCGCUCCGUCGGCAAGUCGUCUCUGGCGGUGCGGUUCGUGGACGGACACUUCGUCGACAGCUACUACCCCACGAUCGAGAACACGUUUAGCAAGAUGAUCAAGUACAAGGGCCAGGACUUUUCUACCGAGAUUGUCGACACGGCAGGCCAAGAUGAGUACAGCAUCUUGAACUCGAAGCAUUUUAUUGGAAUCCACGGGUACAUGCUCGUCUACUCGGUAUCAUCGCUGCCCUCGUUCGAGAUGGUGCAGGUCAUUCGGGAAAAGAUUCUAAACCACCUGGGCACCGAGUCGGUCCCCAUCGUCAUCGUUGGCAACAAGAGCGAUCUGCGACCUGAGCAACGGCAAGUCACCCCCGAGGACGGGCAGAAGCUCGCCGAGAAGAUCCAGUGCGGCUGGACCGAGGCGAGCGCGCGGUACAACGAGAACGUGGGCAAGGCCUUUGAGCUAUUGAUAGCGCAGAUCGAAAAGUCGCAGAACCCUGGCGAGGCACCCGCGAAGAGCAAUUGCGUCCUGAUGUGAGGCAAUUGCGAAACUCUCUCUUCUCCCCCAAAGAAGCCCAUUCCACCACCCAGACGAUCACGAUCACGAUGAUGAUUCGGAGCCGCGGGGCAAAAAAACCCAGGUGCCCAGGCCCUGUCCUGUCGUUUCACAGGGUCACAGGGCACAAGGUGGUUCGGGAUGGUCAGGACAUGGGCUUGAUUCAGAGUCCUGUUUAUGGCUAAAUUCUCCGUGGUGUCAGAUUUUGUACGCAGCCAUCAUCGACGACUGCCAACUUUGUCCUUGUCUUGUCAUUUCCUCUUCAUGUCUUGUCUUCUGCCUUAUUUACAACUAGAGUAUACGGUUCAAUCAACGGGUUUGGUUUUUUUUGGUUUAGAA